AUACCCUCCACUUCCAACCAUAAUUCCCUGCUAAAUUAUCACGCUUUUUACGCCUUCUUCCUCCUCUCCGAAACUUGGCCGUCAUUGCCACUUUUUCUCCCCCAUCAUAGCCUGCGCAUCGCAGGUCAUUACUGGUGUAAAAAAAAAAUUAGAGAAAAUUAAAAAAAAAAAAAAAAAAAAGAUAGAAAAAAGAAAAGAAGCGCGCCUCACCAACCUUCUUCCAGUCGCGAAUUUUCGGUCGCGUUUCCUUCUCGAUAUAUAUAACCCGACGAAACCUCGAACCAUAGGAUACCUUGUGAGAUGGAUAAGCGCAAGGUUUCGCACGCAUCGCCAACGCCGGAUAGCGACGAUCGAGCUCGGAAACGGCGCAAGCAAUCAAGCUUGAAUACUCCUGCGGCUAUCGCCCAAGCUCUAUUCGACACUGUAUGGAACCAUAAAGAGAGGUACACCAAUGGGUUAAAAAUGUUGACCAACCUAAAAGGAUGAUUAUCCCGAUUAUUACCAAAAAGUCACGAAGCCCAUCUCCUUGGCCGAGAUACAGGCCAAGAUUCAUAGGAAUGAAUAUGCUUCUUUGGCAGACGCGGAGGCAGAUUUCUUGUUGAUGUGUCAGAAUGCCGCUGGAUAUAACAAACCCAAGAGUCAGGUCCAUAGCGAUUCUAUGAGAAUAAGAAAUGUUGUGGAGGGCUUUAUUGCCGAGCAGUCUAAUCGGCAUGUCAAGAAAGAAGACGAAGCUUCUCAGGCAAACCACCCCAGGCAAAUCUCGGGUAGGAGUGCAAAAAAUGAUCCGGCAACUUUGCAACGGGCACAAAAUGAGAUUAUUGAUGAGUUGUUGGCCUUUACCGAUGAAAAGGGCGAGUCGGUUGCACAUUUCUUCAUUAACCUCCCAAGCAAAAAGCUUCAUGGUGAAUAUUUUCGGGUAAUCAAGCAACCCAUUUCGCUCAACCUCAUUAAAAGGAGGAUAGUCCUCGGAGAAUACCCUACAUGGACUGAAUUCGAGUCAGCGGUCCAGUUGAUUCGUUCAAAUGCUGAAGAGUACAAUGACGAGCAGAGUAGCAUCGUGGAAGAUGUCCGUAAAUUAGACACGCAAUUUCAUAAACUUCUGAGCGAGGCAAAAGUAAGGGUUGGGAAUGUGGAGGGUGGCGGAAGUGGUAUCAGAUUGCGCCUUAAUGUACACCAGACACAAUCACCCCCCCAAGAGCCUCCUAGAGGGCCCAGAAUCAAACUCAAUAUUGGGAGCCGCCGGGAAUCCGGGAUGGAUGGUCCCUCCGUGGCUGCGCAAUCCUCACCUCCACCUCCACAACGGGUGCAGCGAGUCCCCAAGAAGCCUCCCGUCAACGGCCUGCGCACGACACGUGCAGCGCUAGCCGAUAGGCCAUCUCCGAGCCUUGAGUCCCCAGCUAUUGCGCAGGCCAAUGGCGCACGAUCUGUCCGAGGCAGAUCCAAUGAUUCGCCCGGCAAGCCUCCCCAGGGAUCAAAAAAGGAGCCUACCCCACCUACGCCGGUAACAUCGUUUCUUCCACAAGCUGCCCCACGUGACCAAAAGAAUCUGUUACUGCUUCCGGCUUCCCAAUCACCAAAGCCAGGCGCCGGGAAUAUGACACCUUCAACUCAAAGCGGGAGAUCGAGAAGCCCGGCAAAUGAUUCGAUAACCUUGAGGGCUAGGUCCAAUCCUCGGACACCGCAACCCCGGGUAUCUUCACCGGCACCAAAUAUAGCAAUGCCUCCUCCUCCACAACGGCAUAGUGCUACCCCUGUGCCAAAUGGGCAUUCCCCUGCACCUCAGCCCAACGCUUCUACACCUGCACCUCCGGCUUUGCUGCAACCGAAGCCUAAUGCGGGACCCGAGGAGCCAAGAUACCGUGCCGACGGCAAAGAUGCCAGUGCUGCCAUAAUAAGCAGCGUACGUCUUGCUGCCGCCCUGAAUGGCAUUGAUGGCAAGUUUAGUCAGGAGCUCUUUCCUGACGAUCGAAAGUUGAUGACGCAAUUUUCGAUUCACCUUCCUCCGGAGGCCGGGCUCGUGGUCUUCACUCCCGUUUUGUCGACGGCAAAUCUAAACAAUAGGGCAUACAAACUUACUGUAGAGCUCAGAGUGAACAACAACACCCCAAGACUCCUGAUCCCUAACCCCAGCUUGCAGAAAAAGAGAGAAGAACCUCCUUAUGAGUUUCGCCCCAGCCCCGGGAGUGUCAGCACCCUGGAAUGCACACUCGUCACUACCGUCCAACGUCCCGCUAUAAAUGGCACUAGUAACGGUGUUAACGGCACGACCAAUGGCACCGCUAACGGUACUACUGGAACCUUUGGAAAUUGGGAAAUGGAGAGGUUCAGAAUAUUUUUCUCCUUCUUACCCGCCUAG
This is a messenger RNA of Tuber melanosporum (Perigord truffle), 2356 nucleotides long. RefSeq lists its product as uncharacterized. The record is from RefSeq and is a predicted model, not a curated record. The coding region runs from base 602 to 2356 and encodes 584 amino acids. Lineage: Eukaryota; Fungi; Ascomycota; Pezizomycetes; Pezizales; Tuberaceae. Gene Ontology annotation, cellular component: RSC-type complex. The transcript has 7 exons. Gene Ontology annotation, biological process: chromatin remodeling. Gene Ontology annotation, molecular function: protein binding.